Molecule: messenger RNA, 321 nt
Organism: Antrostomus carolinensis (chuck-will's-widow)
Lineage: Eukaryota; Metazoa; Chordata; Aves; Caprimulgiformes; Caprimulgidae
Gene: S100A16
Product: S100 calcium binding protein A16
Exons: 2
Coding region: 1-321 (106 amino acids)
Cellular component (GO): perinuclear region of cytoplasm
Molecular function (GO): calcium-dependent protein binding; calcium ion binding
Source: RefSeq, a predicted model, not a curated record
AUGGCAGAAUGUACGGAGCUGGAAUGGGCCGUCCAGACUCUGGUGAACAAUUUUGACAAGUAUUCCAGUCACCGUUGCUGCUGCAAGAAACCCAGACGCAUCAGCAAGAAGGAUUUCCGCAAGAUGCUGAGCUGUGAGCUCAACCACAUGCUGACGGAUACUGGGAACCGUCGAGCGGCCGAUAAACUCAUCUGUGACCUGGAUGAGAACAAAGACGGUCGCAUCAGCUUCGAGGAAUACUGGACCUUGAUAGGUGGCAUCGCCAGCCCCAUCGCUCAAAUCAUCCGGCAGCAGGAGCAGAGCAUCAAGUACACCAAGUAG